Peromyscus leucopus (white-footed mouse) is the source of this 1693-nucleotide messenger RNA. It is a transcript of the gene Mrpl4, whose product is annotated as mitochondrial ribosomal protein L4. Gene Ontology annotation, cellular component: ribosome. Gene Ontology annotation, biological process: translation. Lineage: Eukaryota; Metazoa; Chordata; Mammalia; Rodentia; Cricetidae. The transcript has 9 exons. The record is from RefSeq and is a predicted model, not a curated record. Bases 106 to 990 code for a protein of 294 amino acids. Gene Ontology annotation, molecular function: structural constituent of ribosome.
CUGCAGGUUCUGGAGCGGAGGGCCGCGGAGUCGCCGUUCCUGACGUCAUCAGCGCUCGCCGCGAGCGUCCGGCGGGCUGAGCUCCGCUGUGCGAUCUGCGCCGCGAUGCUGCGGUUGUGCCGGGCCGCUUCGCAGGCCUGGCUUCGACCCUCUGGCUCCCGGGUCCUCAGCUCGCUAGCGGAGGACGCGACACGGCCAGCCGAGAGCUCGGAGCCGGGGGAUAACGUGGGCCCCCUAGAUCCCGUGUUGCGCAAGUGCGAGCUUCGGAUCCCGGCGCACCGGCGCCCGGUGCAGGCCUGGGUCGAGUCGGUGCGAGGCUUCGAGCCGGAGCGCGUCGGCCUGGCAGAGCUGCACCCUGAUGUGUUUGCCACGGCGCCCCGGCUGGACAUUCUGCACCAGGUUGCCACCUGGCAGAAGAACUUCAAGAGAAUCAGCUACGCCAAGACCAAGACCAGGGCUGAGGUGAGUGGUGGUGGCCGCAAGCCCUGGCGACAGAAGGGCAGUGGCCGUGCCCGGCAUGGCAGCAUCCGUUCCCCCCUGUGGCGGGGAGGAGGCGUAGCCCAUGGUCCCCGGGGCCCUACAAGUUACUACUACAUGUUGCCCAUGAAAGUGCGGGCACUGGGCCUCAAGGUGGCCCUGACUGUCAAGCUGAUGCAGGAUGACCUACACAUCGUGGAUUCCCUGGAGCUGCCCACUGCAGACCCUCAGUACCUGACAGAGCUGGCCCAGUACCGCCACUGGGGGAGUUCCGUGCUCCUUGUUGACUUGGAACAUGAGGAGAUGCCCAAGAACGUGGUGGAGGCCACCUCUGGGCUCAAGAGCUUCAACCUGAUCCCUGCAGUCGGCCUGAAUGUGUACAGCAUGCUCAAACACCAGACUCUGGUCCUCACCCUGCCUUCCGUCGCCUUCCUGGAGGACAAGCUACUCUGGCAGGAUUCAAGAUACACUCCACUCUACCCCUUCCGCUUGCCCUACAGUGACUUCCCCUAACCCUGCCCUGGUCACCUAGAGGCCCAUCCCACUUGGGGGCCAAGUCAGCCCACCAGCAAUCCUGCAAGAAAAGCUGUUCCCUGGAAGCUACUGAGCCUUGGUGCCAGGAGGUUAACUGCACAGAGCCAAGAAGAAUGCCUCCCUGGGGAUCUCUUUUGUCACAUUAAAAAUGAACUCUGUUUUUCACAAUACUUGGAAAUGGAGGUGGUCACUGUGUGUGUGUGGGAUUCUAUCAACUCAGGCUGUUCAUCCUAGGUGCCUUUCCUCCGGGGCUCACAACCUGCUUUGAUGGCAGCCUUGGGGCUGCCAAUACAAAUUGCCAGGAGGGUCGGGUGGUGGUGGCACAUGCCUGUAAUCCCAGCACUUGGGAGGCAGAGGCAGGUGGAUCUCUGUGAGUAUGAGGCCAGCCUGGGCUACUGAGUGAGAUCUAGGACAGGCUCCAGAGCUACAGAGAAACCCUGUCUCGAAAAAACAAAAAACAAAACAAAAAAAACCCCAACCAAAUUGCCAGGAGGAACUUCUUCCUGCUGAGGCAGAUGCUGGAGUGUGCGUGGGUGCCAAGCUAGCAGCCUGCAUUCACCCCUAGGAGGGUCUGCCACCUGUGUGCCACGCAGGCUGCUUCUGACAGCUUCAGGCCCAGAAUCAGACAAGCCAAUGUCUCCUGUUCUUAUGAUAAAACAAAUAAAUCUGAUUAAAGACACCA